Messenger RNA from Suillus discolor, 856 nucleotides. RefSeq lists its product as uncharacterized. NCBI's taxonomy places the organism in Eukaryota, Fungi, Basidiomycota, Agaricomycetes, Boletales, Suillaceae. The transcript is spliced from 3 exons. Bases 76 to 450 code for a protein of 124 amino acids. Gene Ontology annotation, biological process: attachment of spindle microtubules to kinetochore; mitotic cell cycle. The record is from RefSeq and is a predicted model, not a curated record. Gene Ontology annotation, cellular component: DASH complex; mitotic spindle; mitotic spindle pole body.
CAACGUCGUUACUCACGACGACGAAAGCUAUAAGCUCAUCGUCCUCAACAAUCACUUCCUUUGCAAAUAAAAAUCAUGCGUCAGUCUGUUGCUCCGAGUCGCAUUUCACAUGCUGCAUCCCUAGCAUCGCAGGCCAAUAAUGCAACAGCAACAUCACGCUUACUGGAGAAAAAGAAAGAGUUUGAGGCCGUUGCUGCCCUUGAACGCGCUAGCGCUCUGUUCCUUAAACGCAUCGAGGGUCUUGCAGAUGAUUGCGAAGUUAUGGCCGAUGCUGGCCAAGUACAUGGUCAGGUGCUCGAACAAUGGCCUCUCAUGUUCCAAAGUUUGAGUUUGUUCUUGAACAGCCGGGAACAGCACUUGUCAGACCCCAGUGACGCCACCGUACCACUUACCGGAGAACGGCUUGUUCGUGUUCCGCUUGACGAGCUCCAAGUUGAUGCGUCGAAGUAAACCCAACUGCGUAUUACUGCGUCUACUUCGAUAUACAUAUCCGUGGUGCCAUGUCGCAUCUCUACCCUGCCCUUUCCCGGAAUCAUCGGGCUCCGCCCAUCUACAUCUGCGACGACCACAAUGCAGUCGAUAACGACCCCUCCAUUCCGCCAAUGGAUUCUGCAUUUCAUUUGCAGUGAGAUGAAAUCUUUACGCCACGAGUGCACGUGUCAGCAAGGGUGGGUACAACGUAACGGUUUCAAGCAUGGUAACAGCGUAUUAGACUUUCAUGGGCACUUGAACCUGUGAAGCGGACGUUACACUUACUGAACAGACAUCAUAUACGUUGUUUCCUGUACUAGUACUCGUAGCAUUACUAUCAAUUCAAAGUAUGCGGCCUUUGGACUUCCAGUCUUCCGCGGAGGAA